CAAUGCUCUGCUGUGGAUUGUGCGACACACUGUGGAGCCACCGAGCUACUCAUUUGAAGCAUGGAUGAAACGGAGACUUUAGGUUUGACGGUGGAGGAUUUUUCGAGCGAACCUGAGCUCGAAACACUUAUUGAAGAGCUUAAGGAUCAAGACCUCACCUUUCUCAUCGGAAUAUUUGUUUCUUUAGCCGUGGUGAUCAUCACUAUAGUGCUUCUGAAGUUCCUCUGGGGCAGCAAGACCACCAGAAACGCGGUGCUGUUGGUGGGACUCAGCGACGCUGGCAAAACGCUCCUGUUCAGUCGGCUGUUACUGGGCAAAUUCAAGCGCACUCAGACGUCGAUAGCAGAAAGCAGCGCUAUCUAUAAAGCCAAGAAUGAUCGGGGCAGCAGCUGGACGCUGGUGGACCUGCCGGGCCAUGAGAGUCUGCGGCCGCAGUAUCUGGAGAAGUUCAAGGCCUCCGCCAGAGCCCUGGUGUUUGUGGUGGACAGCGCCCUGUUCCAGAAGGAGGUGAGGGACGUGGCCGAGUUUCUGUACUCUCUGCUGACGGACAGCGUGGUGGCCAAGAACGCCCCCUCCCUGCUGGUGGCCUGCAACAAGCAAGAUAUAAAAAUGACCAAGUCAGCCAAACUCAUUCAGCAGCAACUGGAGAAGGAGUUGUGAGUAUGACCUGUGUGUUUGAUUUUACCAUAGACUUGAGUGUUUUUGUUUA
Molecule: messenger RNA, 709 nt
Organism: Alosa alosa (allis shad)
Lineage: Eukaryota; Metazoa; Chordata; Actinopteri; Clupeiformes; Clupeidae
Gene: srprb
Product: SRP receptor subunit beta
Exons: 6
Coding region: 61-660 (199 amino acids)
Biological process (GO): vesicle-mediated transport; intracellular protein transport
Cellular component (GO): plasma membrane; cytoplasm
Molecular function (GO): GTP binding
Source: RefSeq, a predicted model, not a curated record